Molecule: messenger RNA, 795 nt
Organism: Abrus precatorius (Indian licorice)
Lineage: Eukaryota; Viridiplantae; Streptophyta; Magnoliopsida; Fabales; Fabaceae
Product: ethylene-responsive transcription factor ERF034
Exons: 1
Coding region: 1-795 (264 amino acids)
Biological process (GO): regulation of DNA-templated transcription
Molecular function (GO): DNA-binding transcription factor activity; DNA binding
Source: RefSeq, a predicted model, not a curated record
AUGGAAAGUGAUGCUCGGGAAAACUUGUUUGGCAUAACCUGCACCUCCACUUCCAUCACCAUUCCUACUUGCUCACCCUCAUCACCAACAUCUUCUACUUCAUGCACCAACCAAGACUCCAAACCAAGUCCUCCAAAUGAAUCAACAACAACUGGAAACUCCGAAAAUGGCAAGGAGUGCAAGAAAAGACAAAGAAAUGACAAUGGGAACAAACACCCAAGUUACAGAGGUGUGAGAAUGAGAACAUGGGGUAAAUGGGUGUCUGAGAUCCGUGAGCCAAAGAAGAAGUCAAGAAUAUGGCUUGGAACAUACCCCACUGCAGAAAUGGCAGCAAGAGCACAUGACGUGGCAGCUUUAGCCAUCAAGGGUGAUUCAGCUUACCUCAAUUUCCCCAAUUUGGCUCAUGAUCUUCCAAGGCCUAUCACCACAUCUCCCAAGGACAUUCAAGCUGCUGCUGCAAAAGCAGCAACAACAUUCUUUGAAGAUGCUAAACAUUGCCAAGCCGAAGCAGAACAUAACCAAGCUGAACAAGCUUCAUCUUCAACUCUGUCUUUGGACAACACUGAUGCAGAACAAAUUCUCGCAGAACUAGCUUCAUCUUCAACUCUAUCCAUGGACAGUACUCAAGAGUCUUCAUGUUCUCCCUCUACUGCAGACGAUGACACACUAUUUGACCUACCAGAUCUUUUUCCUGAUGGAAACACUGGACUAUUCUCCUAUUCUUCUUCUUGGCAUUUAUGUGCAGUUGACAGUGGAUUCAAGCUUGAAGAGCAAUUUUUGUGGGAGAAUUACUAG